GUUAACGAGAAGGAUGUGCGACCGCCUGCGGAUGUAUUUGUAGAUGAGGGUGUUUGUAUAUAGUCUGUGUGGGUGGGUGUGGGUGUGUAUGUGAUCUGGUGGGUGUUUCAUAAAGCUUUUAGUGAAGUUACGCACGUCUUUACUCACAACUGGAACAUGAUCUUAGGCUCAGUUACAAAUGGAUACAAAUUGCAGAAGAAAGGAUCACCAGUCGUAAAGUCAUUAAUUCGUAUCUAACGAACAGCUUGAUAAAAUGGUAGGUGCGUGCAUGCCUGGUCGCGAGGGUGAGUGUGUGUAUGUGUAUGAAAGAAGGUUUUGUGAUGUGUUCUGUUUGUUUGUGAUGCAGUGAGUGUUCGCGAACAAUCUUGCUCCUGUGCGUGAGAGGGUGGGCAGGUGUGCGUGUGUUUGAAGAAUGAAUAAAGUGGGGAUGCCGAAGGACGUCCUUGCAAAAUUAAUUAGGAUUGUGACAUAAAAUUUUACUGAAUUUUAAGGACUGUUACUACAGAGGAAACUAAUUGGAAACAUGUUCACAAAAUGUGUCAUCUGUAUGAUCGGAUGCUGUCUACUGUACACGUCGUCAGGAAAUGAAAUAGUUCUCCAGGAAUCUACUGAUGAUGUAACAAUAACGCCUAUUAACUUUCCAAACGACAGAACUUCAUCAGCAAUCACUGUUAAGGCACCAUCGAACUACAGAGUUCUUUUGAAGUUUCUUCUGGUCCGUCUGCAAAAAGGAGAAAAGCUUACCUUUUGUAAUCUGUUCGGAGACAUGUACAUCUCCGAGCGCCUCCUCACUCUAUCCAGGAGGAUCAGCCCCCCACCUCCUAACCUAAUAUCACCUGGAGAAAAACUUCUCAUCACAUUUUCCCGUGGAUCCCUCCAGAUCGAUAAUGGCUCGUUUAUUCUGAACGCGACUUUGGUGGACAAGAAAGCUAUUGUCACACAGCUCGGCCCUGAAGAGACGUACAACCUGACAUCACCAUCCUACCCGAACAACUACCCCCGUCUUGCCUUCUCCUUCCAAACCAUAUAUGCGCCAAUCGGUUGUAGGUUGACAUACAGAGUAUUAGAUUAUGUCGUCGCACCAGAGGACACGAUGUGCAUCAGCGAGAAGCAGAUAGCUUUGAAUACCGAAGGUUGUGACGUCAUAAGUCGUGGGGCAGAAAGAACGGUGUCAGGAAACAUAGCAUCUAUCUGGUUCAGCUCUGGUUUACAGCAGACAUGGAAGAAGGGCUUUGUUGUUUCGUUCACUUCUGUGGGAGAGACAGAUGACACACCCUGUAUCAAGCAUGACCGGAGUCUUUCACCAGCACCACCUAACCAGAGAUCAAAUACAGCUAGCAAACAAACCAGGGAAAGACGAGCAGCGAUCUACGAAACCACACCUCGAAAUGAAAACAGAACUACACAAACGACAACACCGCCAUGGUAUCAAUAUUCCAUCUUGCACCUAGGUGGUGUCCUCCUUGCAGUUGCGAUCAUCGCUGUAUUUUUCAAUCAACUCUUGAGGUGUACUAUGGAUCAAUGCUGUAAGACGCAGAUCGCUACCAUGCCAGACGCAUCCAUUCAAGAAAAGAGUCCCACCAGAAAGUCAGGAUGGCGUCCAUCAUUAACGAGUCGCAGUUCGAAGUACGUUGUGAACCAGGUGGGAAGCGGCAGCAAAGACAAGUUGGACGGAUCUGGAAAAAGUGAUAGCGGUUUUGGACGUACGGACGAUGAUGCGGACUACAUUACGAUGAGGAAAGUGAAUACUAUAUCAAGGGUCCCUCCUCAAAGGAGUCCACAGUCCGAUAUCAAUCAAUCAAAGGGGUGGACCAUACCCGGAUUAAGCAGACAUGGAGUAGACAGAGGAUUAGUGAGGUUGAGGGAUGGCUCUGAGGUUGCCAGCCCCUCUGAUGGCGCUCAUCAACACUCCCAGGAUUUCAUCCCACCACGAGUAUACAAGAAGUAUAAACCUUCACAGGUUAGGAAAUCACAGCGAUCUCUCUUGGAUGGUGAUACUUACAUCGUGGGGCAAUCCUUUGAUCCUGGCAGUCCAGGAUCUUAUGUAGAUCCUACUCCAAUUGUUUUCCAGCAUCCAUCAGCUUCACAGGUUAAACUAAGGGACAAGCCCGUCAGCCGGAAGGCUUCAUUAAACAGAAGAGCAAGUGUUUCCAUGUUUAACCUCACCGAUAAUGACCUAGGCUUCGAGGUUGGCUUCCAUCCACCAUGUCCACAGAUGCCUCCUGAGUUUCAACAAGUAGUGGAGCCAGAGAGCUACAGUCCAAGGACGGAUCCUCCGCCCGUUAACCACAGGGAACACUCCAGAAGUUCAUCCACCGACUCUUUACCAUUAGAUUGCAAUGAUAGAGGUCGGUGCUACUCACCAAUUGAACAGGAGGAUCGCUAUUCUACAGCGUUGGCCAAGUUUGAUGUCUUGUGCAACAGUUUCGAAACAAACGCAAAUCGACAAAGCCCAAAUGUGGUCGAAUAUGUCAAUCUUCCACCCACGAACCGGAAGUGCUAUGCUGCCACUAAGAGGCCUGUAAUAUCGAACCCAGGGUACUUGAAACCUUCGAAGGUUGUUCGAGCUCUCUCUACUUCCGCUUACGACCUUGCAGUUUCAUCCAGUUCUACUAACAUAAGUGAUGCUUCGAAAACUCAAACUAUGCGCAGUCCAAUCUUUUCAAACAACACCCCAAGGGCGCCAACCAAAUCCAACCUGUUGCACCCGCGUCUGAGAAACUCGAUCGAGGUUAGGGUAAAUGCACCUACAGACGAUCAGGGCAGAAGCAGCAGUGACCGUGCUGGAUCUGCAUACAGGAGCUACUGUGAAAUCGAUGACAUUGAUCCAGGCACUGGGAUGGAGUCUGCAGGAAGUCAAAUUGAUCAUCAAGGAUAUAAUCUCACACAGAUUCGACUUCAUAGUAAAUAGGAUUUAUCAGGAAUUGAAACAAAAUUUAUAUUGAAAUACCAUUAAUUUUAUUUAUUUGGAAGAAUGGUACUAUUUCCUAAUAGGAUAAACUUAUUUAUAGUAAGUAAAACUAAAAAUACGAUCUAUAAAUUAAGGUACCUGUAUUUUCAACACCAUUUCCUUUCGCUCUGUAGGCCCUGCUUGGUAGGUGAUUCAUCAGUUUUUCACAAAAAAUAAUUACCACCCCAUACAGGAUGCAGGCUUCAAAAUUAACAUUUGGAAAAAAUUAUUUCAAUUCUUAUAUUUUUCUUGCGUAUUUCAUAUAUUAAAAUUAUUUCAAGACUACCUCUCUGAGUUAUUUAACUGAAGAGUCUUACAUUUGUCUAACCUUUUUAAGUCAUUGCCGGUGAUUUGUUUUAUGUGAGAACAUUAAUAGUUUGAACGUCACGUAAUCUCAACUGUUUAUCUCAAUUGUAAUAGCAACAGCUAGGGAAAACAUUGAUCUUAUUUAUUAUAGAAUUUCUUAUAGCUUUUUGUAGAUACAUUAUGGGAAGUGUUUCAUUUUUUUUACAUAUAAAAAACAGCCAGAGGCGACUGCUAUACUUAUACUGAAAUAUGAUUUCCCAUGGGCAUGGCAUAUUUGUCAUAGACUUCUAUGUAACAUUUUGUUAGACCUAUUGGUUACAAGGAUUGUAAAGCCGGCCUGGGCAAUUACUAUAAAUAUUACAUAUAAAAUACGGGAGUUAUUAGCUUCUUGAUAAACAUAACAUGGUGCUGAAUACGUGUACAGUUUCAAAGAAUUCUCUUUCUAAUUUUUAAUUUAUCAAUUACGUUUUAACCGCAUGUGUUACUACUUAUCUUAAUCUUGAUGAACUCGCUGUGUUCGAAACAAAGCGAAUAUUAAACUUCUCUACGAAAAUUGAAUAUGAUAACUUGAUAAGGUAUUAUUUUUCACGAUUUAAAGGAGAAUCUUGUUGUGUAAGCUGCACCUAUAUGUAGGUCAGUCUGAUGUAGAUACAGCUUCGAAUGUAUAUUAAUCAAUGGAUUGUGUUUUAAAAAAACGUUUUCUUGUAUCAUCACACUCAUCACACUAAGCAUUCGAAUGUCAUCAAUCACAAAACAGUAAUGCCUCAGUAGCAGAGAAGAAUAUUUCUUUACUCUUGUGUAAUUUCAAGAUAAUGGAUGGCAAUUUGGCAACUUGAAGAGAUUUAUAUAAUCCUUUUUAUUUUUUUCGCUUUGUAACACAUUCAUGCAGAUUAUGUUUUGGACACCAAAUUCAACCUGAAUUAUCGGUGCAUGCUGGGGAGAUCGGAACAAAACAUUGAUUGAAACAUACGGGACUUAAUUCGUGUUCACGCAAAUAAAAAAAGACUCUGACAUGUGUAUGUAUAUAAAGUUACACGUGUAGUAUGUGUAUAAACAAUACAAUUCAAACUGAAAUUAUCACAAAAAGAUACAAAACAAGAUGAUAUCUGCCAUACAGUAUGUUCACAUUGUGGACUAUUUGCAGAUGUGGUUCACACAAACAGCACUGAAAGUAAUUUCACUCUGUGGAUACCUCGACAGUGCGAGUGUUUACCAGUGGCGUACAGAUGAGGAGGGGGGUUGUGGCGCUUUCCCUCCAAAAUUUUCAAGAGCAAGAGAAAAAAAAUAGAAAAGAAAAGAAAGAGAGAAGGGUAAAAUAUAAUAUUAUUUUCUGAAUGUUACGUCAAAAUCUAUCACAAAAUUGGAUUUUUGUAAUAAAAAUGUUGAAAUUUUCGCUCGCUCGCAACUUUUUUUUUAACAAGUUUUGCCCGCUACGCCAUAUUUGUCCCCUUCAAAUUUUGUUUGGCUCAUUACGUCAAUGGUGUUUACAAUGUACUGAGCGAAAUAUGUGAAAAUGUGAUUUCACAUUGUGUUCCACACUGAAGGACAUUGUGUCCUUCGAGUAUGGAACAGUGGCAGACAAACAUGUAACCUAUGUAAGCGACGUUAAUGUUGGUGUGUUUUACCAGUGCACUGUUCCUUCACUUUGGUGUAGACAAAAAAUAUACUAAUAUACAUUCGAGGAAUAAAAAGGUUUGUCAACAUUGCAUUAAAGAAAUUACCAUGUCGUGAUACUUUGGAUGUUGUCUCGUAGGACCUUGCAAUGUCAUUUUGCACUACCCAUUCCGAGACCUUUCCUUUACAGUAGAUAUAAUUAUUUUGCCUAUUUUCCAGGGCUGUCACGCUUUCAAGCUCUGCUUUUGUGACAACCCUUGCAUACUGCUAUCUUAAAUUGUAUACGUAUUUAUGAUAUAUGAUGAUUAAUAUGCAAAAAUAUGUGUUCAUUAUCUUUAUGUCAAAUUUUAUGCUGCUAAAACCAAUAAAUUAAAUGAAAUAUCCUUUUAUUUUUGUAACGCAAGUUACCGAAAUUUAACUUGUCAAGAAUUUUAAACCAAGUUUGAUCAAUGAUUUUAAUUCUUAUUUUGAUCAGUCUAUGUCUACUUUACAUUUGAUGCAAAUAGUAAAUCAUAGCUCACAACAAUUUGAAAGAUUACAUUCUUAAAUCCCUAUUAGUAACGCGUAUUAUAAAGGAAAAGUGCACAUAAUAGAUCAAAUUGCAUUACCAUAGAUGGUCUUCUUUUUGUAAAAAAUAGAUUACAAACUUUGUAGUAUAAUGCAUCCUUGUUUUUAUUGUAAUGUCUCCAACAGCUGGUAUUGAAUUGAAUACAUUUGUAUAUUGAAAUUACAGAUAUUAUAUUAUUAUUAUGGGUUUAUAUUUUAAGUACUAAUUAUGUGUAUAUGUGAUGAUUCUGAAGAUCAAAUCAUAUUCCAUUUUUGUAUUGAUAAAUCUUAAAAUAAAUAUUGAGCUCCCAUGAAGUGUAAAUAUUGCUUGGAGAAAUCUCUUUACUUUGAAAAUAUUAUUUUUGUUUUGUAACUUUGAAUUAAAAAUACAAACUUUUGAAAUUUA
This is a messenger RNA of Lytechinus pictus (painted urchin), 5822 nucleotides long. RefSeq lists its product as uncharacterized. NCBI's taxonomy places the organism in Eukaryota, Metazoa, Echinodermata, Echinoidea, Temnopleuroida, Toxopneustidae. Bases 524 to 2911 code for a protein of 795 amino acids. The record is from RefSeq and is a predicted model, not a curated record. The transcript has 10 exons.